AUGGAGGGAAUGACGAAGGAGGCUCUCAUCAUGCGCCUCGAGGAGAUGCGCGAGACCGUUCCACGCGGAUGGAGCAAAAGCCAAAUCAUUCAUCGCUUGGAGGAGGUGAGUCGGCGCAACGGCAUUCCCCUCCUAUCCAACAAGAAGGAAAAGACGCCGCUCAAGACCAAGGUGACCGAGCUCAACAAGGCGGCACGCAACAAGGCCACGUUGGUGAAGCUGCUACAGGAGGAGUACAUGAUGGAGAUCAACCCGCUGCACACCAUACGACAGCUGGUGAGUGCGGCCCUCGAUCAUAUCUACGAGCACACGGCGGUGUCGAAGGACGACCUGGUGGGGUUCGGACGCCAUCACGAUCUGACCUACCAGGCCACCCGCGACAGCUACCCUCAGUACUGCACGUGGGUGCGGCAGACCAGCCGCGAGGAAAAGGAAGUAUGCACGGCGUUAAGGAGGUUCGCUGUGUGGUUGGAACAGGAGGAGUCCAACCCCAUCCCCGAGAAUGUGGUGAAGACGAUCAAGACGACGGUUCAGGAGCCUCCCGAGGAGAUUCCCGUGAAGCCUGUGGCGAUGGCCAAGAGUCCAGCUCGCCGCUCAGUAGCGGCAUCCUCCGUGGGCAGUGUCACGUCGGUGAGGACGGAGGUCCUGGCCGAGCUCCUCGACACCGUCAAGGACCUCAAGGAGGAAGUGGCUGCACUCAAAGGCCCCUCGGAGGAGCGGCCUCGCAAGAAGGAGAGCCGCAGCGGAGCGUCCAGUCUCCAGGGAUACACGAUGGUGACGAAUCCGGGCGACAAGCAACA
Molecule: messenger RNA, 800 nt
Organism: Symbiodinium sp. CCMP2456
Lineage: Eukaryota; Dinophyceae; Suessiales; Symbiodiniaceae
Source: the annotation of a GenBank genome assembly